Molecule: messenger RNA, 2102 nt
Organism: Silurus meridionalis
Lineage: Eukaryota; Metazoa; Chordata; Actinopteri; Siluriformes; Siluridae
Gene: dolk
Product: dolichol kinase
Biological process (GO): dolichyl monophosphate biosynthetic process
Cellular component (GO): endoplasmic reticulum membrane
Molecular function (GO): dolichol kinase activity
Source: RefSeq, a predicted model, not a curated record
UCAGAAUGCAAGUGGGCAGGCGUUUUAGUAGCAGCGAGCUGAAAUAUCACACAAGAUCGUUCACCUGGAGUUGCAGUAUUUGUAUAUUUUCACAUCGAGUUAUUGGUGGACAAUGUUGAGGACCAUGUCGACAAUGCCGAACCUGAGACCAAGAUUCUGACUGAUCUGCAAGCUGGAAUUUGCACCACUUUUCUUCAAGAAGGUCCUGUAGUCAGUCACCAUCUCCCUUCUUUUAAACGCAAAACACAAAGAUCAUGCAGACGGAUCCAGUGCUGGUGGAAUCGUUAGUGGUGUUCUCUAUCGUCCUGUGUGUGCACAUGGCAGUGUGGAACCAGCUAUCAUGGUGUUGCAUCGCUUUGGCUGUCCAGGCCUUCUACGUCCAGCACAAGUGGGAUCGCCUCCUCCGAACAGGAGCAGCGGUCUUCCAGUUCCGCCCUUCAGCAAACAGUGGCGUCCUUCCAGCCAGCAUGCUGCUCCCAUUGCUGGGCCUUACUUUGCGUGGCAGAUGCGUCGCUGUGGGGAAUGUGCACUUUGAGCGUUUCGCGAUGGUGAUCACAGUAACAGGGAUGAUGCUGGCGCUGUUUUUGUCACUCAUUGCGCUGGGAGUCACGCGACCGGUGCCCAGCAACACCUGUGUGAUUACAGGAAUUGCCGCCAGUGCCAUCCUUUACACCGUCAAACAGACGCUGCUGGUUUCGGAAGUGAUUGAGGUUUUGGAGGUGCUGCUCAUCUUUGUCUACUUAAGCCUGAUCCUUCUCUAUCUCCUUCCUCGCUGCUUCACCCCCGGAGAAGCCCUGCUAAUCCUUGGUGGCCUCAGCUUCAUGAUCAACCAGUUGAUCAAGCGCUCACUGAGUGCAAGUCCAAAUACCAACGUCGACCCCCUCCAUUUCUUUCUCCCCGUAGCCGUGGCAGGACUGGUGUUGCUCGGCCUUGUCUUUGCGCUCCUCUUCCUCUUUAUGGAAUCCGAAACAUGGGCAGCGUCGGUGUUUUUCCAUGUCAUGACGGCCGUUCUUGGCUUGGGCUUGCUUGUUCCUUGGUUGUCCCUUACUGGACACCACCCUGUCAUCUGGAUUUUAGAAUUCCUCACUCAGAAUAUCACCCGCCUCUGGUUGUUGGCAUACUGGACAUUCCUGAUUAUGGUUGCAGUGAUUGUGGUGGUGCGUCAGAACACCCGGCGCUCAGAAGACACAAAGAAGUACCAAGCCUCUACGGCUGUACGAAAGUACUUCCACCUCCUAAUCGUGUUGACCUUCGCACCCGGGUUGGCACUCGAUCGCCCGCUGUUGCACCUGGCAGCUGUCGUAUGUCUAGCGCUGUUCAUUUUCCUGGAACUGGUGCGAAUUUUCCGGAUCCGCCCACUGGGCUCGGUGUUGCGCAGGUCACUGGCUCUCUUCCUAGAUGAUAGAGACUCGGGGCUAAUUAUCAUCACGCACAUCUACCUGCUCGUAGGAAUUUCCAUACCUGUGUGGAUCUCGCAAACACCAUGCAUGUCAAAAGGAGGAGUUGCAGGCACUGGGGGACUGGCACCCUACGCCGGUGUCCUGGCCGUAGGAGUUGGAGACACUGUAGCAUCUAUUUUUGGGAGCACGGCAGGUGAAAUUCGCUGGCCAGGCACCAAAAAGACUUUUGAGGGCACAGCGACCUCCGUGUUCGCCCAGAUCAUCGCUGUGGCCAUAUUCUUGAUAGCGGACGCCGGCAUCAACUUAAACGCCAGCUAUUCGUGGGUGGUGGGCUCCAUCGCUCUAGUAGCCAUGCUGGAGGCGUACACGUCACAGAUCGAUAAUCUCCUGUUGCCGCUGUAUUUAUAUGUCCUUCUGAUGUUAUGAGCAUGCGCAAGCACACGUACACACCCAGUUCUUUACAUUACUACUGUAUGUACAAAAACAUUCGGAAAUAUAAAACUCUACACAAAAACUGUAGGGUUCAAAGGUUUGCAUCCCUUUUCAGGAACUGUUUAUUUUCUAACUUAUUAUGAAAGAAUUACUUACUUGUUUUUAGGAUUCAAUUUAUUUAUUUUAAUGCAAUGAAAUCUGAAUAGUGGAUGAUGAAAUCAUACUGUGGUCCAUAGUAAGGGAAAUAAACAUCAGUGGAAAAAAACUACA